This is a messenger RNA of Strongyloides ratti, 1098 nucleotides long. RefSeq names its product X-box-binding protein 1. The transcript is spliced from 2 exons. NCBI's taxonomy places the organism in Eukaryota, Metazoa, Nematoda, Chromadorea, Rhabditida, Strongyloididae. The record is from RefSeq and is a predicted model, not a curated record. Gene Ontology annotation, cellular component: nucleus. Gene Ontology annotation, molecular function: DNA-binding transcription factor activity, RNA polymerase II-specific; RNA polymerase II transcription regulatory region sequence-specific DNA binding. The coding region runs from base 1 to 1098 and encodes 365 amino acids.
AUGUUUCAAAAUUACCAAUUACCAGCACCAACCCUUCCACCAAAAAGAGUAAUAUUAGUACCUGGUAAAUCAAUACCAAUUAUAACAAUAAAACCAUCAACAUCAAAUUCACUUCAACAAGUUGAUAUAAAUCCAAAUCAGUAUAUGGUUAUAUCACCACAAACUUCAUCUUCAUUAUUAUCUCCCUCCUCAUUUCAAUCAUCAUCACCAUACUCUGAUUGUGGUUAUAGUAGUUGCAGUGGUACUCAGUCAACAAAUUUUUCAGAUAUAAAUGAUAUAAAUAUUAAAAUACCUGAAGAAAUUAAUGAUAUAGAUGAUAAUGUUAUCAAAACAGUACUUGCUGGAAAAGCACCAUCACAAAUUAAUCAACCAAAAAUGAAACAACGUCGUGAAAGAUUAACAAAUAUGUCAAGUGAAGAGAAGGCAAAUCGAAGAAAAUGGAGGAAUCGUGUUGCGGCACAAACAGCUAGAGAUCGUAAAAAAGAAAGAACCAGUAUUUUGGAGUUAGCAUUAAAAAAAUUAAUAAAAGAAAAUGAAGAACUUAAAAAAGAAAAUGCCAGAUUAUCUGAAAGAAAUCGAGAACUUUGUAAUUUGAUACCAUCAAAUGUCAUAAUAGAUCAAUAUUCACCAUCUCAAACAUACCUCGAAUCUGCAGUAUUCGACAGUCUCCAGCAGAGGGACCCUAUAUGUAUUGGGAUGAGUGUGAGAAAGACAGAUCAUGGUACUUUUGAUGUUCUUCAGGGGAAUGAUAACAACGACGAAGACGACGAAGAUAAUGACAAAGAACUCAAGGACAUUAUCGAUGAAAUGCUCCGAGACUUCAAACCAAGUAGUGAUAUUGAAAAAGUUGUUAGAGAAGUUUCCAAAAAUGAUUACGAAUGUAAAAACUGGGAAGGAAUGGAACCUUUAUUUAGGGAAGAGGAAAAUAUAUAUGUUAAUGAUCAGAUUUCUAAUAGAAUGGAAGAAAGUGAUAAAUCAGAAUGUUUCUGGGAAUCAGAUGAACAAUGUAAUUACUUCAAUGUUGAUCAAGAGUAUCAAUGUAUGCCUGAAGGAGAUGAAAGUUUUAUCGGAUUUGAAGGCAAUGAAUACUACUAUUGA